Penicillium robsamsonii is the source of this 1011-nucleotide messenger RNA. Its product is annotated as WD40 repeat domain-containing protein. Gene Ontology annotation, cellular component: catalytic step 2 spliceosome. Gene Ontology annotation, molecular function: protein binding. The record is from RefSeq and is a predicted model, not a curated record. Lineage: Eukaryota; Fungi; Ascomycota; Eurotiomycetes; Eurotiales; Aspergillaceae. Gene Ontology annotation, biological process: mRNA splicing, via spliceosome. The coding region runs from base 1 to 1011 and encodes 336 amino acids. The transcript is spliced from 4 exons.
AUGCCCCGGACAGUAUUCCCAACCAGGCAUAUCCACACUCUUAAAACACACAAUGGCCCCGUCAACGCGGUAACCUUCUCAAGCUCCGGUGGCACCUACGUCCUCACAGGCUCCUCAGACCGAGCAGUACACCUUUCGCGCGCCAUUCCAAACAAUUCCGAUAGCGCGACAGCAGUCGAAACCACAUCCCCUAUCCAAAAAUACGAAGCGCAUGGCUACUCCGUCCUAGACAUCGCCGUCGCAUCCGACAACGCACGCUUUGCAAGCGUAGGCGGCGAUCGACAAGUCUUCCUCUGGGAUGUGGAACAAGGCAUUACAACCAAACGCUGGUCGGGCCACAACAGCCGAGUCGAAGCCGUGCAAUUUGCCGGUGAUGGCGACUCGGUCGUAGUAACCGGCAGCGCAGACACAACAAUCAACCUCUGGGACACCCGAUCCACAAGUUACAAACCCAUCCAAACCCUCACUGAAGCAACCGACACAGUCUCAACACUACACGUGCAUAUGGGGAGUUACUCGAUAGCAAGCGGAAGCUACGACGGCCACGCACGAAUCUACGAUAUUCGAACGGGAAAUACGACUGUCGAUGUCCUCGCGCACCCUGUGACGAGCGUGCGCUGCUCAAGCGACGGCAACGCCCUGCUCGUUUCGACGUUGGACGGACAUAUCCGCAUGCUGGACCGGAUGGAUGGGAAGCUUCUUAAUGCCUUUGGGGGGGAGAAGAGCGUGCGGGGGAUUGGGAAGCCGCGACAUUCGUAUCGGAAUUCGGAGCUGCGUGUUCGCUCUGUUUUUGCGAUGGGGGAUGCGGUUGUGCUCAGUGGGAGUGAGGAGGGAGGGGAAGCCGGGACUGCUGGGGCGGCGGCGUUUGCUUGGGAUGUUGUUAAAGGGGAGGUCAUUGCUGCUGUGCCUGUUGGGGAAAAUGUUAAGGCUGUUAGUUGUGUAGCGUGGAAUGGGGAUGUUGGGGAUUGGGCUGCUGGGUGUUCUGAUGGUACUGUCCGAGUCUAUGGAUGA